This is a messenger RNA of Maniola jurtina (meadow brown), 7521 nucleotides long. RefSeq names its product ATP-binding cassette sub-family A member 2-like. Gene Ontology annotation, molecular function: ATP hydrolysis activity; lipid carrier activity; ABC-type transporter activity. Bases 1363 to 6558 code for a protein of 1731 amino acids. The transcript is spliced from 31 exons. Lineage: Eukaryota; Metazoa; Arthropoda; Insecta; Lepidoptera; Nymphalidae. Gene Ontology annotation, cellular component: membrane; intracellular membrane-bounded organelle. Gene Ontology annotation, biological process: lipid transport; transmembrane transport. The record is from RefSeq and is a predicted model, not a curated record.
UCCAAAUCUGACUCGUACUUGAUCGGUUUUUAAAGAACCAGUUUGGCUUUUAGGUUGACCUAAAACUGGCUUGGCCGGUGACUCAUACCGUAGAGAUUGGUAUCAAAAAUCAAUAUCGGCUGCGUAUUAGAUUUUUGUGAAAACGAUAAACCUGAAAUUCUAUUUAGCUUUAUCAUUAUUAAUCAUAUUACAAAUUACCAUACUCAUAGAUAUCCGAGAAUUAAUAUUAUAUCUACUGAUAGGUAGAAAAGCGGCGCUACGAAGCUACGACGAUGCUACGAAGCUUCUGCAAGGCCAUACGACGCGACCUGAGUACAUGGAGGGAGGGGAGAUAUUAUAUUCGUAUUAUUAUGAACUUGAAUUGAUGUCGGUGAUAAUUCUGUUGAACUUGGCCGCUUCAUAACCAAGUACCAAGUGUAUUUGGUUGUUAAGUGGCAUAAGUCAGUACCUACUAGUCAGUACCUAACUAGAUAUCUAUUACGCUGACUGUCACUUACAGCUGAUCUUGUUCGAGGAGAUGGCAGCUAUUUGUCGUAGACUUCAAGCUGCUGCCAAGGUUUGGACGGCAUGCACGUACAAGUACGAUAACGACCAGCAUGAUUGGGGUAGCGUCGUAGAAGGGAGCGAUGCGUCGUUAGGUGAUCCCCAAGAAUCCCUUUCCUAUAGGCAACCGUGGGUGAGUAGCAGUCGUGUACGGCAGGGUAGAGGAGUACGGCGGUAAAAGAUUUCCCCCUGAAGAAACAAGUUACAAUGCCUGCCGCCAGGCGGCAUGCUUGAGUCUGGUCGAACAUCGUGGGAUUUUUGCCAGAGCCAGUCCGGCAUACGUAAUCGCGGCGACCCGUGUCGUGGGCCGUGGCACUAUCCGUUCUCAAAGGAUAUUUACCUAAACGAAAAAUUACUACCAAACGUGAAGUGAUUAGUAACUCUUCAUAACGAAUACUUAUUAUACAAACAUUUUUUUUAAUGUUAUGUUAAUGUUUCAUAGAGAUUUUCCUAUUAGAGCUUACGAAGUCAAUUUCUGAGGUUAAAUGACGAUGCAGCAAGUAGUUACUAUUGACUCAUAGGUACUAGAUACACACCUAGUAAAGGCUAAAUGCUCAAGCGUAUUGCAGUGUUCAGUACAUGUACAGAGACUGAUGAUAUUCAACUGCCUAUGUACUGAACUAAAUUAAUAUCUACAAUGAUAAGAAACGUUCGUACGUAAACGAAUUGUUGAUGGUUGAAUAGAUACGAGAACAGUCGUGGCUACGGAUAGUUUUCAGCGAGAUUGCGUGAAGUGUUCAUGAAAAGUGAUAGAAAAUCGGGAUUUUGAUUUGAUAUGAUCAGGAUACGACACUGUUUAUACAAAGCUAAUACAGAGAGAUGAAGGUGAGAAAGGAAGCACACAAGGCAAGCGCCUGGAUCAAGUUCCGGUUGUUGAUGUGGAAGAACUUUCUCCAGCAAUGGCGGCACAAAGGACAGACCUUAGUAGAACUGCUCUUGCCCGUUGCUACUAUGGCGCUCGUGCUCAUCCUGCGACAACAGAUCGAGCCUAUUAGACAAGACACCAUAAGAUACCCACCAAUACCCGCACACACUCUCAAUUUCUCACGUACAAUAUUCAUGGGCCUUAAUAUAAGUCAACUAUCAUUAGCAUAUUCACCAAAAAACGACGUUUUAGAUGGUGUGGUGCGAGGCGCAGUUGUAAAUUUAUUUGCUCAUAACAUACGAGAUAUCAUUGACAUGAUAAGAGAGCAAGAUGGUCCUGAUUUACCAGAUUUUCCCGAGAUUCCGCCCGGUAUCGAAUUAAAUGCUACCGAAAUCGUUAAACAGUUCGUAAGAAUAAAGGCGUAUAAUAAUAGUUCAGACCUCAUACGUAUUUAUAAUGAUGAGCAAUCUAUUCGAGAAGUUAUUGCUGCUGUGGAAUUUGAUGAUCAAUUAUUCGGUGCAACGGAGUUACCAAUCAAUUUGUCAUACGCUUUACGAUUCCCUGACAGACCGCGUCUGAAUUCGUUGUUUGGCCUCGGCGGACGAACUUGGCGAACUGACCUUGCUUUUCCUUUCUUCGAAUUACCUGGCCCAAGAUUUCCAUUUUCUUGGGAAGGAGGAAACGAUCCAGGUUAUGUGAACGAAAUGUUCAUAGCAUUGCAGCACGCCAUAUCAAUGGAAUUAGUCUCACAAAUUACAGGCGAAAAUCUACGAAUGUUUCGAGUAAACUUGCAGAGAUACCCACAUCCGUCGUAUGUCGAAGAUCUUGCAGUGGAGGCACUCAUGUUCAUAUUUCCAAUGUUUUUCAUGCUAAGUUUCAGCUACACAGCUGUUAACAUUGUUAGAGCUGUUACUAUAGAGAAGGAACUACAGCUAAAGGAAACGAUGAAGAUAAUGGGACUCCCUACCUGGCUGCAUUGGACUGCUUGGUUCUGCAAACAGUUUGUAUACCUGUUCUUGACAGGAGCGCUUAUUACGCUUCUAUUAAAGAUAAAUUGGUUCACAACUGACGAAGGCUUCAGUGAAUACGCCGUAUUUACUAACACCCCGUGGACGGUCAUGUUGUUCUACAUUACGUUGUAUUUAACGUGCACCAUUUUCUUCUGCUUCAUGAUUAGUGGAUUCUUUUCAAAAGGCAGUACGGCAGCUUUGUUCGGAGGCGUUAUUUGGUUCCUGUCGUUUGUUCCAGCUGUUCUCCUAGGAAUGGAUGUCGAAAUCCCACUUGCGGUCCAAGCUAUGACGUGCUUAUGUAUCAACUCAGCAAUGUCGUAUGGAUUUCAAUUGAUUUUCGGCAAAGAGAGCACUGAAGGAAUGCAAUGGGGAGAAUUUUUCGCAUCACACUCCGUAGAAUCUAAUCGACUAUUGUUCGGGCAUGUUUGCAUGUUUCUAAUUGUGGACAGUGUACUGUAUAUGUUAGCCGCUCUGUACUUAGAACAAGUUCUUCCGGGACCAUGCGGAGCUCCUAAGCCCUGGUAUUUUCCACUCCAGAAAUCGUUUUGGUGUCCUUCUUCGAAGAUCGAUUACGAUGAAAGAUUCGACGAUCCAGAUCUGGAUGGAACAAUUAAAGAAAAAGAUCCAACAGACUUGCCGAUUGGCGUGAAGAUGACGAACUUAACCAAAGUAUAUGGAAACAAUAUCGCAGUCAAUAAUAUGAGUUUGAACAUUUACGAAGAUCAAAUCACCGUCCUUUUGGGACACAACGGCGCUGGAAAAUCGACAACAAUAUCAAUGUUAACCGGUAAUGUCCAAGUGACUCGAGGCAGCGUAUGGCUGGCUGGCUACAACGUGACGACGCAAACUAACUAUGCCCGAGCGCAUCUUGGCCUGUGCCCACAACACAACGUACUUUUCAAUGAACUUACCGUUCGUGAACAUCUGGAAUUCUUUGCCAGACUCAAAGGCUUCACUGGGAAGGAACUCGAUGAAGACAUCGAUACACUCAUCGAUCGCCUGGAGAUGCAAGAGAAGAGACAUCAGCUAGCUGAAGGGUUGUCUGGAGGUCAAAAACGGCGAUUGAGUGUGGGUAUCGCAUUGUGCGGAGGAGCGCGCGUGGUGCUGCUCGACGAACCCACCUCAGGCAUGGACCCCGCAUCACGUCGUGCACUUUGGGAACUGUUAAAUAAGGAAAAGAAAGGUCGAUCAAUGAUUCUUACGACCCAUUUUAUGGAUGAGGCAGAUUUUCUCGGCGAUCGUGUUGCGAUAAUGUCGAGCGGCCGACUACAAUGUGUCGGCUCUCCCUAUUUCUUGAAACAUCAUUAUGGAGUAGGUUACACUUUGGUCAUCGUCAAAACUGAAGACUUUCAAAUCAAUUACUGCACUACGCUCAUUGGAGAAUACAUACCGGGCACUAUGGUCAAAGAAGAUCGAGGCAUGGAAGUGACGUAUAAAUUGCCCAACCAUUAUUCACACGUGUUUGAAGAUAUGCUGAACGAUCUUGAGAGAAAUAUAGAAAUUAUAAAAUUCAAGGACUACGGAUUACUUGCUACAACGCUUGAAGAUGUAUUUAUGUCAGUUGGUUCAGACAUAGAAACACAUUCAGAGUCAGACGAUUUAACAAUGACUACUGAUUUGUCUGACGACAAGGAUGGCACUUGUGAUGAAAUAUCCUUGGAAGAUCUGGAUAAUAGUUAUGAAAACGAAACCGGAUUUCGCUUAUUCUGGUUACGCGUAACCGGAGUUUGGUUAAAAUUGUUCUUGGUGUGGACCCGUUCGUGGGGAUUGCUGUUGUUGCAAGUUUUGGUGCCUAUCCUGCAAAUAAAUACUAACUUGGGAAUUUUGCAAUACAUACUAGGAAAAAGCGCUACUGUCAUUUCCAGGGCAUUGACGCUAACGCAAGGAUACGUAACUACGGAAACUUUCUUAAGUUACAACGGAACUAAUCAAACUUCAUGGGGUGCUUUGGCCAGGCAAGGGUAUGAAGAGCUGUUCAACUCCUCAAACAUAAACUCCAUGAGAUUAACAGAUGUAAAUGGACAGCCAAUCGACGAUUUCUAUUUACAAAGAAAUGAAGACCCCGUAAUAAUGGGCGCAUACCGCAACAGACUGCUUAUUGGCGCGACGUUUGACGACAACUCUGCGACCUCCUGGUUCAGCAACUUCGGUUACCACGACGUAGCAACGUCUCUCGCCACGCUACAUUCAGCUCUACUCAAAGGAAUCAACCCUGCAGCUAGUCUCAACGUUUUUAAUCAUCCUCUGCAAGCCAACUAUAGGGAUGAAACCAACAUUCAGCUGAUGGUGUCGUUCAUGUCAGUGCAAGUCGCAAAUAGCAUUGGCAAUAGUCUUGCCAUCGUGAGUGCGGUGUUCAUCAUGUUUUAUAUUAAGGAGCGAGUGACGCGCGCAAAGCUCCUGCAGCGCGCCGCGGGCAUGCAGCCGGCGGUGCUGUGGGGCGCGGCCGCGCUGUUCGACUGGCUCUGGUUCCUGCUGCUCUGCGUCAGCAUCAUCGUCUCUUGCGCAGCCUUCCAGGUCACCGGCAUGAGCUCCAUCCCCGAGCUGGGUCGGCUGUACCUGUGUUUAAUGAUAUACGGCGCCGCGAUGUUGCCGCUCCACUACCUGUUCUCGCUGGUUUUCAACGGAGCAGCGCUCGGAUUCGUUAUCAUGUUUUUCAUCAACAUUCUCUUCGGUUUGAUAGGUGCUCAAAUCGUGGAAGCAUUGAUGUCGCUAGCAGCCUCAGCGCAGCAAGCGGCUAAGAUCAUGGAUUACAUACUGCAAUUCUUUCCGCUUUACAGUUUAAUCACCUCCACUAGGCAGCUGAAUCAAAUCGGGUUGAUGAGAUUUUCUUGUCUUGAAUACUGUGAUUACUUGAUGUCCGCGUCAGUAUUACCAGACAUGGAAGAGUGUACUAUGGAGUUCCUUUGCAAAAACAUAACUGAACAAUGUUGCGUUCGUGAUAACCCGUACUUCCAGUGGGAGUCGCCGGGCGUAUUGCGCUAUAUAGUCGCCACCCUUGCUGUCUGUGCCUUCUUAUGGUCGUUACUUAUGGUGUUGGAAUACAACUGGCUUCAGAGGGUUUUUAUUCGCAAGAAGAAAGCCCCGCCUCUAGACGAAUCAUCGCUAGAUCCCGACGUGGUGAACGAGAUGAGGCACGCUGAGCGCGUCGACACUAGCGCGUCUGGUGUCAGUCUAGUUGCGCGCGGCCUCACUAAAUACUACGGCAAAAAUCUGGCUGUUGAUCAAAUUUCUUUCACCGUGGGCGAAGCGGAAUGCUUCGGCUUGCUGGGUGUGAACGGUGCGGGCAAAACGACCACGUUCAAAAUGCUAAUGGGGGACGAGUCUAUCUCCAGCGGAGACGCUUUCGUUAGUGGCUUCUCCGUUGGAUCUGAUAUCACCAAAGUUCACGAAAAUAUUGGCUACUGUCCACAAUUCGACGCAAUAUUUAGCGAGUUGACCGGACGUGAAACGCUGCAUCUAUUUUCGAGAUUCCGCGGUCUGCGGGACGCCAAUUCGCCGGUCAGAGCGGAAACUCUCGCCAAUGCACUCGGAUUCACCAAACAUCUCGAUAAAAGGGUGUACCAAUACUCGGGCGGCAACAAGCGCAAGUUGAGCACGGCGGUGGCCAUGCUGGGGCGCACGCGGCUCGUGUUCGUGGACGAGCCCACGACGGGCGUGGACCCGGCCGCCAAGCGCCAGGUGUGGCGCGCCGUGCGGGCCGCCCGGCGCGCCGGCCGCGCCUUCGUGCUCACCUCGCACAGCAUGGAGGAGUGCGAGGCGCUGUGCGACCGCCUCACCAUCAUGGUCAACGGCCGCUUCCAGUGCCUCGGCUCGCCGCAGCAUCUCAAGAAUAAAUUCUCUCAAGGAUUCACACUGACGAUUAAGAUAAAGCUAGAAGAUGGAGACAGUUCAGAGAUCGACGACAGAACAGAAACUGUGAAGCGUUACGUGCAGGAUAACUACACAGACCCUAAGUUGAUGGAGGAGUACCAAGGCCUAAUAACAUUCUACUUGCCGGACCGCAGCAUGGCUUGGUCUAAAAUGUUCGGCGUCAUGGAGCGAGCAAAACGAGAUUUAGCCGUAGAAGAUUAUAGUAUAUUGCAAACGUCGUUAGAGCAAAUUUUCUUACAAUUUACUAAAUAUCAACGCGAAGGCUUAUGAUAGAUAACUAGGACAAAUAAACUGGUAAAUAAAGACGAAAACGUUAUCAGAUUAUUAUCACCAUGUCAAGGUUUCAUAUGGUAUGUCUGUCACGGUCACGUUCGGUUAUAUCUCAGCAAAGCAUAGCAAAUAUUUAACUUUUGUAUUACUUGUAUAAACUGUAAAUAUUUUUGUAAUGUGGGCGAAGGAUAAUAAUUAUUCCACAGACAUCUUUCAUUACGCCUGUUAUAAUCUAAAUUAAAAAAUAGUAUUAAUUAACUGUUUUAUGCUGUAUAAUAUUAUCUUGUAUUAUAAAUAUAUUUAUAGUUUCAUUGAUAUAAUUUUGUUUGUGUCUUAAUAAUUAUAACAUGACAAUUAUUUAGAUGGACGUGAUUACAAACUAGGUAAAGAUGUUAUUUAUCAAUUAUGCAUAAAUUUGACUUAAAAAUAUUUUCAUUUAGAAUAAAUUAUUAUUAUAGAAAAUAUUUACAUGUCAUCAUCAGAUUACGUGAUGGUAAACAUUUUAUAAAUAUCUAUUUACCUAUAAGAGUUUUUAUACAAAUGUUAUAAAUGCCUAUAAUAUUGAGAUUUUUUGUAUAUUCAUUAGAGAUGUAUGAAACAAAUAAAACAAAAUAUUUCGAUAAAUAUGUUUUAUUAAAAAAAAUUGUAAACCUAAUUAAAAGUACAUACGAACACUGCUUAGAAAAUAUCGCAAAUAUAUGACAAGUGAGACAUCGAAAGCCUUAUUGUAUAAAUAUUUUUUUAUAUUCAAAUAAAUUUGUAUAACAAAAUGUAUAAUUUAAUUUUGAAAAAUAAUUUUAUUUGUUUAAAAAUUAACUAUUAAACUUUCAAAAAAAUAACUUCGACUUUGCCGAGAGAGUUGGGAACAUACUCAAUCAUAACUGUACAGUCAGCGCAACAUUUACCUACAAAGUUAAUGAAACACGCCAUAUUAUCACAUCACAACAAUUAGUGUCAACAUCU